Molecule: messenger RNA, 1948 nt
Organism: Coffea arabica (coffee)
Lineage: Eukaryota; Viridiplantae; Streptophyta; Magnoliopsida; Gentianales; Rubiaceae
Source: RefSeq, a predicted model, not a curated record
AGCACAAAAUAUACCGAGGCAGAAUCUGAAACACCCCGAUGGCUCUAGUUCUAGCACUGCGCUAUCUCCUCGUACACUUGCACCCAACUUCCUCAACCCGCAAGAUUAUUGCUUCCUCUUCCUUCCCGAAGCUCUCAAUCCCGCUUUCCAAAAAGUUGUCUUCUUUCUUCUCUUCCUACUCUACUCCCUUCCCCUGCCUCCAUGCUUCUCAUAGAGAAAACACGUUUGUUUUGAAUAAAGAUGAGAGAUUGGUAGGAGAUGGAGUUGUGGGCUCUUAUGAGCAGCAGCAGCAGCAUUUUGGGAACUCAACCACCAUUGCAGCCAUUGUUACCUCCUUGGGUGGUCCUCCUGCCGCUGUCGGGAUUGUUAGGUUAUCAGGGCCGUCCUCUGUGGCUGUCGUUGGGCGUUUGUUUCGUCCAAUGUCCAAAAAGAAAGGGAGAACUUCAAUUUGGAGGCCUAAGAGCCAUUUCGUGGAGUAUGGUGAGGUCUUGGAUCUUCAAGGGAAUUUGAUUGACGAGGUUUUAGUGCUGCCAAUGCUGGCCCCAAAUUCAUACACUCGGGAAGAUGUGAUUGAACUCCAAUGUCAUGGAAGUGAAGUUUGUCUGCGCCGUGUAUUGAGGACUUGUGUAGAAGCUGGAGCAAAGCUUGCAGAACCUGGGGAGUUCACACUUCGAGCUUUUUUAAAUGGUCGCUUAGAUCUCUCUCAAGCAGAAAAUGUGGAAAAACUUAUCUCAGCAAAAUCGGUGGCAGCUGCAGACUCUGCACUGGCUGGAAUACAAGGAGGUUUCUCUGCGAUGGUCCGAACACUAAGAAUGAACUGCAUUGAGUUGCUUACGGAAAUUGAAGCUCGUCUAGAUUUUGAGGAUGAGAUGCCACCCCUAGACUUAAAAUCUAUUGCAAGCAAAAUACACAUGAUGUUGCAAGAUGUGGAGAAUGCAUUAGAAACUGCCAAUUAUGACAAACUUCUGCAAUCUGGGUUACAGAUAGCAAUUAUUGGUCGACCAAAUGUUGGAAAGUCUAGCCUUCUUAAUGCUUGGAGCAGAAGUGAGAGAGCUAUUGUUACAGGCAUUGCUGGUACAACACGUGAUGUUGUAGAAGCCAGUAUAUCAGUUCAUGGAAUUCCUGUAACGCUUCUUGAUACAGCAGGUAUCAGGGAAACUGAUGACAUAGUGGAGAAAAUUGGUGUGGAAUACAAAAUACUCGUAUGCAGUGGUGGAUGGGAUUCUAUGAAAGUUAAAGUACUUCGAGAGGAGAAGAGCUGGUCCCCUUAUUUAAUCCCACCGCUGAGAUGCUCAGUUAGUGGAAUACUUGUUUUUCAAACUAUCACAAAUCAGUUCCAGUUUAUUGUCACGUUUUUGCUUCUCUUGAGUAUGCAUCUGAAUGAUGAGUUGCAUGUCAAGAUUUGGAAUUUGGGUGCAUCAGGAUCUACCUCUCCAAUAAUCCUUGUUAUUAAUAAAAUUGAUUGUGCCCCAACUACCUCCUACAAAUGGGACACUACAGCUACCUUUUUCAAUAAACUUAUUUUUACAUGUGCUGUCACUGGACAAGGGAUUACUGAUCUGGAGGCUGCCAUUCUAGAGAUUGUUGGUCUUAACACAAUUCCUGCAGGAGGUUGCAGAUGGGCCGUGAACCAGAGACAAUGUGAGCAGCUUGUUCGGACGAGGGAUGCUCUUGUUAGAUUAAAGUCGUCAAUAGAGGAGGAAAUUCCGCUAGACUUUUGGACAAUCGAUUUGAGGGAAGCUGCUUUGGCCCUUGGGCAGAUAAGCGGUGAAGAUAUUUCCGAAGAAGUUUUGUCUAACAUAUUUGGAAAAUUCUGCAUUGGUAAAUAGUUACUUUAGUCAAAAGUUAAAACGACAGAUUUGUCUCUUCAAACGUUUGCAUUUCUUGAAGCUUUCGAUAUAAACUUUGCGAUGAUAAUUAAAAAAAAAACACUAGGUUACAUUUUUUA